Messenger RNA from Darwinula stevensoni, 783 nucleotides. The record is from the annotation of a GenBank genome assembly. NCBI's taxonomy places the organism in Eukaryota, Metazoa, Arthropoda, Ostracoda, Podocopida, Darwinulidae.
AUGAUCUCGUGUAUCGGUGAGAUGCUGUUCGUGGUCCUAAUUGGAGCCAUGGAUCGUUUCCAUGAGGGAGACGAUGUGGGCCUAUCCUGCAAGAUGGAGCACCUCCUUAAAUCUGAGAAUUUUUGGGAUAACCACCGCCGGUUCUCCGUUCAUCAUAACCUGAUUAGACGAAUCGCAGGAAGCUCAACACCAGCGCUUAAGGACAAGGAUGUGCCCUUCCUCCUCAAUCUCAUCUCUAAGUAUUGGGAAGACCUUGCACCAACGCUGCGAGAGCGUUUGACGGUGUGGCUGAAGAUGACGACGGAGGACGCCGGGCUACGCGGCUUGCAGCCGAACGGGAGUUGCAGCCGACGGCGAAGUCAAGGAUCCCACAACCUCUUCACGAGGAUCUUCUCCCAGCUCGAACAGAAAACGGGAAAGAAGUUCCCCUUCGUCCUUCUCAUCGUCGUCAUCAGCGCGUUGAGUCCUUGCCUGGCUUUCGCCUGCUUCAUUCUUCUCAACAUCUAUUGUCCUCUCUUCUGGGCCAAGGAUCCCGGCAUCGUUCGCAUCAAACAGCCGGAGUUCUUGACUUGUUCGGAAGACGACCGGAUCGUGGAAAAGGGAAUGGGAAAGAGACCGGACUUCUCCGCGUUGACAAUGAAACGGAGAAAAACUUUGAUACAUAAGAAGAGGAAGACAAAAACCACCCAGUUCCCAAAACCAUCUCGAGUCGAGGCAAAGAGGCCUUUAGGAAGCAGACCGUCCAAGGCGAAAUCCCUGAGGCAGAGCAGAAUCGGCCUGUAA